Messenger RNA from Menidia menidia (Atlantic silverside), 773 nucleotides. NCBI's taxonomy places the organism in Eukaryota, Metazoa, Chordata, Actinopteri, Atheriniformes, Atherinopsidae. The record is from the annotation of a GenBank genome assembly.
CAGCAUGCCGGAAGCACAUGUUGGCGCGCUGCUACUGAUGUUGUUAUGAAGUCUGUCAUGUAACCAGAAAGACUUGGGCAUUUUUUGUACGUUCUUGUCUAUUAUAACGUGUGAACAAUGGCAGCGCCUAUCAGCCCAAUGGAGCAGGACUCCGACCGCUGCGGGAGCGAAGAGGAGAACCGCGGGGCGGAGGCGGAGGAGGGCGGGCAGCCGCAGAUGGGCCCCGCGGCCGCCGUGAGCCACAGCCGGCUGUCCAAGCUCCCGCUGGCCCGCAUCAAAGCCCUGAUGAAGACCGACCCGGACGUGUCCCUGGCCAGCCAGGAGUCUGUGUUCAUCAUCGCUAAAGCCACGGAGUUGUUUGUUGAGAUGAUUGCCAAAGAUGCUUUGGUGUACGCACAGCAGGGCAAGCGGAAAACUCUGCAAAGAAAAGACCUGGACAACGCGAUAGAGGCCAUAGAUGAGUUUGCGUUUCUUGAAGGGACUCUAGAUUAAAGAUUACUUCACAAGCCCAGUAAGAAGAGAGGACAUCUAUGGCCAUUCAGGAAGAAUUCUGUCAAUGUGGAAAACGUUUUUUGUGCUUUUCUAAAUCGGACUCGCAUAUCGGAUCUUUAUAAAUCUUUUUUUUUUAAAGAACUUUAAAGACAUUGAUAGUACAAUGUACAUUCAUUUGUAAAUAUGUGUGAAAUACUACAGUGCAAUGAAAUAAAUGUGCAUUUUAAAUUUUUAUGUUUGAGACACUUAAUCUUUCUCACAACACAAAGGAGUGUGAACGA